This is a messenger RNA of Fomitopsis serialis, 387 nucleotides long. RefSeq lists its product as uncharacterized. The transcript has 3 exons. NCBI's taxonomy places the organism in Eukaryota, Fungi, Basidiomycota, Agaricomycetes, Polyporales, Fomitopsidaceae. The coding region runs from base 1 to 387 and encodes 128 amino acids. The record is from RefSeq and is a predicted model, not a curated record.
AUGACAUACCAGAUGUUAACCACCGCGUUCACACUUCACCCAUCGUGCUGGCGCUGGGUGCACGAACACGUAUCCUUCGCGGUAGCCUCGCGCCCGGAAGGCCUAGGUUUCACAGGCAAGGCGCAUGCCUUCGGCAGCGAGGAUGACUUCGUCCGCGCCGUCGAGAGGGGAUCGAUUAAGAAGGGCGAGAAGACGGGCGUCGUGCUGAGAUACCUCGGGCCGAAGGUGGAGGAUGAUAAGCACAGUUCAGUACGGAUGACGGCGAAGCGGUCUUGGGAAGCCUUCGACAGCCGUGACGCGUACUGCGUGUCGACCAUCGUAGCAAAGGAGAAUUCGAUCUUGGACAAUGGGUCGACUUUAGAAGUCCACCGGUGCUGGUUCAGCUAA